This is a messenger RNA of Linum trigynum, 3278 nucleotides long. Lineage: Eukaryota; Viridiplantae; Streptophyta; Magnoliopsida; Malpighiales; Linaceae. The record is from the annotation of a GenBank genome assembly.
AUAAUAUAUCUUCCUUAAACAACUAAUAUUCUUUAUGUUUGUGAAGACAUGUAUAAUUUGUUAUUUCUAAUUGUUUAGAAUGAAGUUGAUAUUAUGAAGUGGAGAGUGAAGAAACAUAGUUGACGAGGAAGAAGCUUUCAGUUAAUCUUAUUGUUUAUAGAUGUUUAUCUUUAAUUUUGAACAAUUUGUAUUGAUCAUUUGCGGUUUGCUUGUAUGCUCUAGAUUGGUGUUUUCUGUAUGAGAAAACUGAUGUUAAACUUUUAGUUUGAAAGAAACUUGUUAUUGUAAAUUUUUUACCAUAAUAACCCACGGGUACCCAUGAACCCGCGGAUACCCAGCGGGUUGGGUUGGGUUUGCAUUUUUCAAACCCAACGGGUUUUACCCCGGGUUUUUUUGGCGGAUAAACCCAUGAAUUUAGAUUUGGGUUUGACAAAACCCGAUCCAACCCGACCCAUUGCCAUCUCUAGGCUGAGGGUAGGCUGAGUCGUAAUGCGUUUUUUUUUCCCUACCAAAAAAAAAUCUUAAUAAAAAAAUCAAACUCUAUCCUCUUUUUUGUUUUCAUUGCCCCGAAAAUAUUGCUUUCUUGUUUUAACCAUUUUCCCAGCCUAGUAGUGAUUGAUCAUUGAACAGAUUAGAUUACGUAUUUUGCUCCCAUUUGCAAGCUGUCGUCUUGCUUUGGGUAACUUAAAAUAAUUUUUUCGACAUCUAAUUACUGUAGCCUAUGAACCACUGGCUGCUCAUUCAAACGAUAUAGUAUCCUGGGUAGAAAAUCCUGUAAGCAUCAAGUUUGCAAGUUUUAUCCAAAACUUUUUUGUACCUUCUACACUCUGUCGUUUUCCAAAUCCACCAAUCUUGACAACCCAUAAACUCAGUUCACCACGAAAUCUCACUGUUCUAUCCUUCUAGUUCCCCUCGCCCUCCACUUUUGCAAGCUGUGACUGUGAGCUCUUCGUUGCGUUUCAGUAAGCUCAACUGUUCAGCACACUGCCACCUUCACAAAACUACAAAAAAUGACAUCUUUCCUUUCUCAACUUGGUAUAUAAAAGGCCUCCCGAAGUCGGUGAGAAACACAAGCAAGCCAUCACAACUAGAAAAAGAAAAACAGAGCAAGUCCAAAAAACAGGGGAGGCCAGAAAACAGAGGAGAAGGAGAUGGGUCGCUUAGUAAAAAUGUCUGCAGUAUUCUUCAUCAUCGUCUUCGGGUCCAUCCACGUCAAUAACGCUGACGACGACGACGACGACAGCAUGUCUCCGGCGGAAUCUCCAACUCCGUCGAUUAAGGUGGCCCCGGCGGCGGGUGUCACGUGCAACAAGACCAAUUACACGACCGUGUACCCGACCGACAGUUACGUGAGGCACGUGCUGAAAGAGCUCGGCGACGAGGUCAUCAAAACCAAAGGUUACUCAAAGGUCAUCAAUUUCCCAGAAAUAGACACCCCGGUUAUGUCCGGCAAAGGCGCCUGCACGAAGAAUGUGUCCAAGGCGACUUGCGCCGAGUGUCUCAAGGAUGGUGCGAAGAAAGUCCUCGACGCCUGUCCUCGGCGGGUGGGAGCUCGGUUCAAUGCCACGGCGUGUCAACUAAGGUACGACGUUUAUUAGGGUUUGUUAUGAUGAGAUGAAUCAACCGAAUUGGAUCAUCGGCGGCGGCGAUUCAGAGCGAAGGCGAUCUCUUUUUUGAGUUAUUAUAGAUUUAUAGGCUGAGAGGACGGUGGUUUGGUUGUCGACGGUUUCGUAUGAGAAACCUUUUCUAUGGUGUCUGUCUCUGUUUUUUUUACUUCUCUGGCCUCCCCAUUUUGGGGUGUUGAUCGAAUAGAUUGAUAUGGUAGCUUGUAGCUAAGAUGAGUAAAAUGAAAUAAUACUCUUUAAGUUUCUGUCUUUCUGAUAAAAACAACUCAAUUAGUAUAUAUGUUGUUCCAUUGCUCUAGCAAAACGGUUUGGGAUCUAGAAUCGUUGAAGGUUUCAAAUUAUUGUCAACAAUGCUAAGUUUGGCGUUUGGACCCUCAAUUGCGAUAAUUUUAUCAAAUGAGUCUCCAACAUCUUUGAUUUUCUCCCAACACUUUGUCUUUGUGUUAGAGCUUAUUGUAUUAAGCUUUGUUAGUUGGCUUAGUUUCCUUAUAACUAUUUUUCGAUCAUGGACAGAUAACUAUAAGUUUUUACUUUUAGAACUCGCCGAUCAAGGGGAGGAAGAGCUUCCAUAUAUAGGUCCUAAAAGUUUGAUAUAUAUUAUACUUGUAGAGGUGACAAACAAAUUGGAUUCAUGGAUCUUAUGGAUUUGAUCAAAUAAAUUGGUGGAUUCAUGGAUUGUUAUUGUUGGGGGUAUUUAGAUGGGGGAAAAACUUACAGCACGUCAAAGAGCCAGGUACGUGUGACAAGCCCAAAGGGAGUCCAAGAGAGGGCCCAAAAAGGAGUUGGGCCCAUUUAAAGAGACCCAAGGGCAGACUUAGGGGUGGUAAACGGUUUUGCGGCUAACGGUUUAACCGGUAACCGUACCGAUACCGCGGUUAUCGACAAAACCGUUAACGUAAGUUACGGUAUUCGGAUGUGGCUUGCUUGGCUUCGGUAUACCGACAAGGACUCGGUAAAAUACCGACGGUAUUUCGGUAUCCCGAUACCGGAAUUGAAAGGGCAAACGGCAAAGGCGCUGCGCAACCCGCCGUCCUCUCCCAGACUCCAACCUUGCCUGAUUAACUAGAAUUUAGAUACUAGUUAAUACCAAUACCAAUUUUUAUCGCUCUCUGCCAUCUGCUGUACGAGUACGACGAGGCACGCCUCACAAUCGAUCCUCGACAACAAACGCUGGCUGCUGCCCGAUAGCUACCUGCAGAAACAGAAUCUUCAUCCUUUCCGUCGUCGGCGAAAGCUCGACCCUCGUCCCACGAGCCCAGGACCCAGCAACCCAGUCUCUAUUAGGUCCUUUUCCGUCGAUCCCGUCGCCGUCGGGCCAGUUUCCGUUACCUUGCCGCCGCCGGACCUUUCCCGCUCGACCUAGCAGCCCCACAGUUCGUUCUACUCUCUGUCGAUUCAUAUUUUUCAGGUCAUAAUAUUUCGUUGACUUUGUUUAUUGACUUGUUGUGCCAGAGGAGAGCAGCAACCAAGUUCCAUUGUUUGUUGCUUUCGCUGUCUCAAACUUUUUAAUUUUUAUGAUAAUUGUCAAUUGAUGCACAUGAAAAACCCCAACCCAUAUGCAAUCAUCAUUCACCAUUCGUCCCCUCCCCACCAUUCCUGUACAGUGUACACCGUCACAGCUCCUAUGUCGCGGAAUGAAAGGGCAGACAAAUG